Molecule: messenger RNA, 942 nt
Organism: Cylicocyclus nassatus
Lineage: Eukaryota; Metazoa; Nematoda; Chromadorea; Rhabditida; Strongylidae
Source: the annotation of a GenBank genome assembly
AUGGGGAAUGAAUCCUCAGCCCUUGUGAAGCUACGACGUGGAAGUAAAGAUAAGCAGCCGGCCAUCAUAGAAUAUAGUGAACGCAGCGUGACUCCGGUCUAUAAGAAGAAAACGAAAUCACCUCGAAGCAUAAGUCAUGGCCGAGCAAACGAAAUACGCAGGGUGACACCGCCAAAAAUUGAGAGCGAUAACAUAUCAUUAAAAAGUGCCGCCACUGGGACUCCAAAGCAACUGACAGUCGAAGCUGCUGAACUGAAUUACUUACAACCACUGACCCCAGAUCGAAAACGAAGUCGAAGCCUGUGUACAGCACAAUUGCUGCAGGAUACUCAGGCAGCUGCAGCUCAGAAGCAGUUAGAGGAUAGGGGAAGCGGAGCACUAAUGACGAACGGCAAUCGAAAAAUGUCCACUGGCCUUGUUCCUCAGCUAAAUCGACUACGAAUACAGCAGUGUUUCAAAGCGGCGAGACCUACCAUGGGCGAUGCUAUUCUGAAACGCGCUGCCAGCAAUCGUUCUGAGUUCCGAAGUUUCAUGAGCAGGCUAAACGAUCAACAAACUGAACACAUGGGCAAACAGUUCUACUCCCUUAUAGCCGAAUCUGUAGAAAAUAUUGAAAGGGCGGAGUUGAUUCAACAACAUGCACGAGCAUUUGGCGAAACUUACGCGGGAUUGUGCCAACUAGGAUUCCGACCAGAUUUCUUUUCUGCUUUGGCUGAUGCAGCCAUUGCAGAAUGCGUCAAACUUGAUGGUGGAGCACAUAAGAGAUGUGAAACACUCUUGGCAUGGAGCCAACUGAUCGGAGCAAUUUUCACAUCGGUUCGUGACGGGUACUACAAUCGUGUACGAUAUCAAAGAAGGUCCUCCUUGCCCCAAAACACGCUUACGAAGCAACUAUCGCUCGAAUUUUCCAAAAGUAUAGAUCAGGAUGCCUACAUCCAGUGA